AUGACACCACACCCUUUGGACCCUGCAACAUCGGGAGAAAUCCGACAAGCUACCGAUGUGGUCAAAAGUGCCUACAAGGGCGUCUCACUUCACUUCAAGGCAGGCGGACUUGAGGAGCCUCCCAAAGCCUCUAUGGUCGACUUCCUUGACGCAGAGCACAAUGGCCGACCUUUGCCUUUCAUUCCUCGUCAGGUGUUCCUCAUGUGGUACAUUGAGUACACUCCUCGCUUGUUUGAGGGGAUUGUGGACUUGAGUACCAACACUCUCGUGCACCAUGUUGAGAUGCCCCGAGACUUCCAUGGUCCGGUUGACCGGGCUGAGAUGAAUGAGGCGGCUCAAGUCGUCAUGAAAGAUCCUCGUGUUCAGGCCGAGAUAAAGCGAUUGAAGAUUGACGAUUCCACCGUCGUGCUUGACCCCUGGGAUUACGGUGUUGAUGGCGAGGAUACUCAGACACGGCACACGCAGGUAUUCAUGUACAUGCGCAACCCGAAGAACAACAGUCCCGAUUCCAACCACUACAGCUUUCCACUCGACUUUAUGGUCAUUGUUGACCUGUGCAAAAUGGAGGUGGAGAAGAUCAUCCGUUUGCCUCUUGGUUCAGACAAGUCUGCUACCACGGUGGGCUCUCAGGUGCCUCACCGUCGCACUAACCCCGUCGAGCCUGAGUACUACCACCGUCUGCAGAAGAGCCCUGCUCGCACUACUAUGAAGCCAUACCAUGUUAUCCAGCCGGAGGGUGCAUCAUUCACUGUCAAGGGCUAUGUUGUGGAAUGGGAGAAGUGGCGGUUCCGUGUGGGUUUCAACUGGAGAGAGGGCAUGACUUUACACGAUGUUUCAUUCGACGGCAAGAGUGUCUUCUACCGUCUCUCGCUUUCCGAGAUGUUCGUCCCCUAUGGUGACCCUCGCAACCCCAUCUACCGCAAGGGUGCCUUCGACCUGGGAAACGUCGGUGCCGGUGUGACAGCCAACAAUCUUCAACUUGGCUGUGACUGCCUUGGUCUCAUCAAAUAUCUUGAUGGAUGCGUGGUAGCAAAGGAUGGGUCCCCUUCCCCUCGACCUAACGCCAUCUGCAUCCACGAAGUCGACAACGGUAUUCAAUGGAAGCAUACUAACCACCGAACUGAAAAAGCUGUCGUUGUUCGCAAACGUCAGCUCGUUCUCCAGAGCAUUAUUACAGUGGCUAACUACGAGUACAUCUUCAUGUGGUACUUUGAUCAGUCUGGAGAGCUCACUUUCGAGACUCGCGCAACUGGUAUACUUUCUACUCAGCCUAUUGAUAAGGACGCCAAGGUACCCUGGGGAGCUCGUGUGGCCGAUGGAGUUAUGGCCCCAUACCACCAGCAUCUCUUCAAUCUGCGUAUCGACCCUGCGGUUGGUGGUCACAAGAACAGCUUUGCAUCCACGAACACCGUUCCAAUUCCCUGGGAUGAGGAAUUGAGUUCUCUUGGAACAGGAUUUGUCACACAGCAGCAGAUUGUCGACCGCGCUGGUACUGUUGAGGAUGAUAUCUCCAAAGGCAGAGUGUUCAAGAUUCUGAAUGAGAAUAUUGAGAACCCAGUUUCUUUGACCCCCAUUGGCUAUAAACUAGUGCCCCAUCGCUCACAGAUGCUCCUUGCUCGUCCAGGAUCCUGGCACUGGCGACGAUCCGAGUUCUGCGAGAGCCCAAUCUGGGUCACCAAAUACCAGGACCGUCAGCUUUUCCCGGCGGGUGACUACACUAACCAAUCUCUUGGAGGGACGGGCAUCAAGUCUUGGCUCAGUGGUAGCCGCGACAAGGUCCGUAACGAGGACAUCGUUAUUUGGCACACCUAUGGAUUUACCCAUAACCCGCGCGUGGAGGACUUCCCGAUCAUGCCUGCCGAAAUGGCGCAGAUUCGACUCAGCCCUUAUAACUUUUGCCUUUUCAACCCGACCAACGAUGUGCCCCCUUCCACUCAGAAGUUCAACAAGAGCAUUGAAAUUGAGGAGCCAAAGGCUGAGUCUGGGUCAUGCUGCUCGUCCACUGGCAAGAGCCACCUUUGA
This is a messenger RNA of Penicillium brevicompactum, 2022 nucleotides long. Its product is annotated as copper amine oxidase. Bases 1 to 2022 code for a protein of 673 amino acids. The transcript is spliced from 5 exons. Gene Ontology annotation, molecular function: quinone binding; copper ion binding; primary methylamine oxidase activity. Gene Ontology annotation, biological process: amine metabolic process. NCBI's taxonomy places the organism in Eukaryota, Fungi, Ascomycota, Eurotiomycetes, Eurotiales, Aspergillaceae. The record is from RefSeq and is a predicted model, not a curated record.